GUGGAGCUUCGUGGGUGAGUCGCUGGAAUAUCUGGAUCCAGAGACGCCGAACAACGACUCCCACCCUGAUGCCUUCUUUCAUGAAACUGACUGCCUGGAUUACUGCGACGAGUAUCUGGUGCGGAACUACAGCUACGACCUCUCGGCCCCGAUCAUGGGGUUGGAGGACUACAUGCGUGAGUACCGGGCAGUGGUCGAAGGCCAACAAGGUCGGCUUUCUGAGUCGGCCUUCGAGAUGAUGAACGACCUGCCCUUGGGCGUGAUGAUGCAGCUGAAACCCUUUUGCCAGGUUCUGGAGGAUCAAGCUGCGGGUAAAAACCUGUCGGACGAGCUGCCUAGCAUGAGUCGGGCGAUGUGCUUCAUCAUGAAGGGAGCGCUGUCCAUGGUGAAGAUCGUGCCCGUAGAGGAGAAACCCCUCAAGUGGCUCCUGCACAUGUCCGCUGUGGAAGCCCAAGUCGACGAGGAA
Molecule: messenger RNA, 466 nt
Organism: Symbiodinium necroappetens
Lineage: Eukaryota; Dinophyceae; Suessiales; Symbiodiniaceae
Source: the annotation of a GenBank genome assembly